Syzygium oleosum is the source of this 1171-nucleotide messenger RNA. RefSeq names its product pentatricopeptide repeat-containing protein At4g38150-like. The transcript is spliced from 2 exons. The record is from RefSeq and is a predicted model, not a curated record. NCBI's taxonomy places the organism in Eukaryota, Viridiplantae, Streptophyta, Magnoliopsida, Myrtales, Myrtaceae. The coding region runs from base 59 to 1021 and encodes 320 amino acids. Gene Ontology annotation, molecular function: protein binding.
CUCUCCAGCGCCAACUUCUCUCUCUCUUUCUCCCAGCUGAAGCAGCAAGUGGCCGUCGAUGGCGGCCGCCGCCGCCGCCGUCUCCCGCUCCCUCGCCGCCGCCGCCGCCUCCGCUCUCUCUCUCCACAGGCGCCUCUCGCAUUUCUCCCGCCUAACGAGCUCGCCCCACACCCAUCUCCGCCCUUCCGCCGCCGUCACCGGAACGGCCGCGUCCGUACCUUUCGCCGCCGCCACCCUGCGCCCGAGCCCGGCUCCCUCACGGCCGUUCGCCAGCGGCUCCGGCGAUGCCCACGGGCCCCGCGCCCCCAGAAACCCCAAAUUAGUCAACUUCUCGUUCUCCGACUCCGAAGACGGAGAGGCCGACGGCGGCGGCGGCGGCGGCGCCACUUCGACAGCGGCGGAGGAGGCGAGGCUCCCGCCGCCCUACGACCCGUUCAGCAAGAAGCCGGCGGUGGAAGAGCCCGAGGAUCCCAAGAACUUGCAGGAGAUCUUCCACAAGAUGAGGAGCGAGGGGCUCAACGACUAUGCGGUCAAGAUGUUCGACGCUUUGUCCAAGGACGGUCGCACCCACGAGGCCCUCGAGCUCUUCGGCCAGAUCAAGGACAAGGGCCACAUGCCCGACGUGGUCGCCCACACCGCCGUCAUCGAGGCAUACUGCAAUGCAGGUGGACAGAGCAAAGAGGCGCUCAAGGUGUUCAUGCGGAUGCUGGCUUCUGGGGUCGCGCCCAACGCGUACACCUACGCGGUCCUCGUGAAGGGACUCGCGGGCGACGGGAGGUUGGCAGACGCGAAGAAGUACGUCAUGGAGAUGAUGAGCAAAGGGAUGAUGCCCGCCGCCGCGACCUACGCCGCGGUGUUCGAGGCAUUCGCGAAGGACCAGAAAGAGGAAGAAGCGAGGGAGUUUCUGGAGGCGAUGAAGGGUAAAGGGUUUGUGCCUGAUGAGAAGGGUGUUAGAGAAGUGAUUGGUAGCAAAAGAGGUCCUGUCUUCAGGAGUGUCAUGAGCAUUCUCUUUGGGAAGUAGGGACUGUGCUUGUGUGCUGAUGAGAAUGAAAAAGAAUUUUUGACUUUCUGAGUUUUGGGUGGUGAUUCUUGGCAAUGUUGGCAUGUCACUCCUGUAAUGUAUCUUUGUCAUUGAUGGAUGAAGAAGAAGCACCCCAUUGAAGGCUAACAA